AACCAUAACCUCCUGAGCGGAAACAGGAAGCUGAGGGGAAGGGCAGGGCAGAGAUGAGGGACUGUUUACCAAUGAAAAUAUAUUUUAUUUUCCUACUGUGAAGAAGACGUAACGUCUUUACAUGGGAACAAACAGCGGAUGAAAGCACAACUUCCACUCUGAUUUACGUUCUCUAUUCGUGAGUCAUUUCAUGAACUACAAUGACAGCCAUCAAGCACGCACUCCAGAGGGACAUCUUCACGCCCAAUGAUGAGCGUCUCCUCAGCAUCGUCAACGUUUGCAAGGCGGGGAAGAAGAAGAAGAACUGCUUCCUGUGUGCAACAGUGACGACAGAGAGGCCUGUUCAAGUGAAGGUUGUGAAGGUGAAGAAGUCAGACAAAGGAGACUUCUACAAGCGCCAGAUGGCCUGGGAGCUGAGAGACCUGACUGAGGUGGACGCCAAAGAUUCCAGCAAGGAGAACCCGGAGUUCGACCUUCACUUCGAGAAGGUGUACAAGUGGGUGGCCAGCAGCACGGCCGAGAAGAACUCCUUCAUAUCCUGCAUCUGGAAGCUGAACCAGCGCUACCUGAGGAAGAAGGUGGAGUUUGUGAACGUCAGCCCCCAGCUGCUGGAAGAAUCCGUCCCCAGCGGGGAGAGCCAGAGUGUUGCCGGGGGCGACGAGGAUGCGCUGGAUGACUACCAGGAGCUCAACGCCAGGGAGGAGCAGGACAUCUCGGGCAUGAUGGACGUGUGUGAGUACGCCAUCUCCAACGCUGAGGCCUUCGCUGAGAAGCUGUCCCGGGAGCUGCAGGUGCUGGAUGGGGCCAACAUCCAGUCCAUCAUGGCCUCAGAGAAGCAGGUGAACAUCUUGAUGCAGCUUCUGGACGAGGCGCUGUCAGAGGUGGACACCAUCGAGGGCAAGCUGAGCAGCUACGAGGAGAUGCUGCAGAGCGUCAAGGAGCAGAUGGACCACAUCUCCCAGAGCAACCUCCUCAUCCAGAUCAGCAAUACCAACAACGGCAAGCUGCUGGACGAGAUCCAGUUCCUGGUGAACUACAUGGACCUGUCGAAGGGCCACGUGCGAGCGCUGCAGGAGGGAGACCUGUCCUCCCCCAAGGGCAUCGAGGCCUGCAUCAACGCCUCCGAGGCCCUGCUGCAAUGCAUGAAUGUGGCACUCAGACCAGGCCACGAGAAGCUGAUGGCAGUGAAGCAGCAGCAGCAGCUGUUCUCCGAGCUCAGAGACACCUUCGCUCGGCGCCUCACCAACCACCUCAACAACGUUUUCGUUCACCAGGGCCACGACCAGAGCUCCAGUCUGACUCAGCACACGGCAGAGCUGCUGCUGCCCAAACACAGCCCUCUGCACAGGGAGCUGCUGCGCUACGCCAAGCUCAUGGAGUGGCUGAAGACCACCCAGAGGGAGAAGUACGAGGGCCUGUCCAGGACGUACGUUGACUACAUGAGCAGACUCUAUGAGCGAGAAAUCAAAGAUUUCUUUGAGAUCGCCAAGAUCAAGAUGGCGGGAACGACCAAGGAGGGGAAAGGGAAGUUUGCCACGCUUCCUCGGAAAGAGAGCACUCUCAAACAGGAAACGGAAAGCCUGCACGGCAGCUCGGGGAAGCUGACCGGCUCCACGUCCAGCCUGAACAAGCUGGCGGUGCAGGGCUCCAACAGCCGGCGCUCCCAGUCGUCCUCCCUGCUCGACAUGGGCAACAUGUCCGCCUCCGACCUGGACGUGGCCGACAGGACCAAGUUUGACAAGAUCUUUGAGCAGGUGCUCAGUGAGCUGGAGCCUCUGUGUCUGGCAGAACAAGACUUCAUCAGCAAGUUCUUCAAGCUGCAGCAGAGCCCUCCACCCCUCCAGGUGGCGCCACAGCAGGGCGAGGGGGAGGAGCUGGAUGGAGGACAGCCCUCCAGGAUGGCUCCCCACGGGGAGCACAGACACUCCAUGUCUUCUGAGAAGGACUUGGUGCGCCUGAUGAUGAACAAGAUCUUCCAGAGCAUCGAGACGGAGCUCCACAGCCUCAUCGCCCUGGGCGACAAGAUCGACAGCUUCCACUCGCUGUACAUGCUGGUGAAGAUGAGUCACCACGUGUGGACGGCGGAGAACGUGGACCCGGCCUCCUACCUCAGCACCACCCUGGGCAACGUGCUGGUCACCGUCAAGAGGAACUUCGACAAAUGCAUCUCCGUUCAGAUCCGUCUUGUUGUGCUUGUGCGGUCCGUUCAGAUCCGGCUUGUUGUGCUUGUGCAGUCCGUUCAGAUCCGGCAGAUGGAGGAGGUGAAGAUCUCCAAGAAGAGUAAGGUGGGGAUCCUGCCGUUCGUCACGGGCUUCGAGGAGUUUGCCGAGCUGGCGGAGACCAUCUUCCGCAGCGCCGAGCGGCGCGGCGACCUGGACAAGGCCUACGUCAAGCUGAUCAGAGCUGUCUUCAUGAACGUGGAGAAGGUGGCCAAUGAGAGCCAGAAGACCCCACGUGACGUGGUGAUGAUGGAGAACUUCCACCACAUCUUCUCCACGCUGUCGCGCCUGAAGAUCUCCUGCCUGGAGGCCGAGAGGAAGGAGGCCAAGCACAAGUACACUGACCACCUGGGGUCCUACGUCAUCAACUCCCUGGGCCAGCCGCUGGAGAAGCUCAACCACUUCUUCGAGGGCGUGGAGGCGCGCGUGGCCCAGGGCGUGCGUGAGGAGGAGGUCAGCUACCAGCUGGCCUUCAACAAGCAGGAGCUGAGGAAGGUGAUCAAGGAGUACCCUGGGAAGGAGGUGAAGAAGGGCCUGGACAACCUGUACAGGAAGGUGGACAAGCACCUGUGUGAGGAGGAGAGCCUGCUGCAGGUGGUGUGGCACUCGAUGCAGGACGAGUUCAUCCGCCAGUACAAGCACUUCGAGGGUCUGAUUGGCCGCUGCUACCCGGGGUCUGGCAUCACCAUGGACUUCACCAUCAGGGACAUGCUGGAGUACUUCUCCAGCAUUGCCCAGUCGCAUUAACCACAGAGCACGUUACUGACGUCAUCACUGCUUAUUGGUGCCUCGCUAAAUGAAACACUACUUACCUUCUUUUACAUGUCUUGACUGUAAGAGAUUCACAGAAUGAUUCCCCCCCCGCCAAGUCCAUGUUGCACACAUACUAGUUUGUGUUGUAAAUUGUCUAAGACCUUAAACUUAAGCAAAAACGUCCAGCAAAGUAAAUUUUAUAAUGGAGCUUAAUUGUGUGCAUUAUAUAUAGGCAGAAUGUCAAAUGUAAAUAAACUACAAAUCUCA
Hypomesus transpacificus is the source of this 3239-nucleotide messenger RNA. RefSeq names its product exocyst complex component 1-like. Gene Ontology annotation, biological process: exocytosis; Golgi to plasma membrane transport. Lineage: Eukaryota; Metazoa; Chordata; Actinopteri; Osmeriformes; Osmeridae. Gene Ontology annotation, cellular component: exocyst; plasma membrane. Gene Ontology annotation, molecular function: phosphatidylinositol-4,5-bisphosphate binding. The record is from RefSeq and is a predicted model, not a curated record. The coding region runs from base 201 to 2966 and encodes 921 amino acids. The transcript is spliced from 19 exons.